This is a messenger RNA of Exophiala oligosperma, 1311 nucleotides long. RefSeq lists its product as uncharacterized. The record is from RefSeq and is a predicted model, not a curated record. Bases 1 to 1311 code for a protein of 436 amino acids. The transcript has 5 exons. Lineage: Eukaryota; Fungi; Ascomycota; Eurotiomycetes; Chaetothyriales; Herpotrichiellaceae.
AUGACUGAUGAUGAAGGAUUCUUUCGGCGAAGAUCGCAUUUCGUUGCCGGAACGAGCGAUGUUUCCAGACCGUGGAUGCAAAUUGAUGGCAUGCCCGCGAGACAGUCAGUCGUCCUUGUUCACCGUCUCGCUUCCUUGACCGCACGAAGUCCUGCAGAGGAACAUGUAGCCAGCGGCGUAAUUCGAGAUCUCGAAACGCUCGUAUCGGAACUUGAUAUAAAACCGGCAAUCUUAGGCAUCCUUUCUCAGAUGGGGCAAUUCUCCAAGAUCUGCGAAACAACCUACACCUUUGGAAUAGCCAUGGACCCUGAAAGACAGGCGCAGAUGAAGAUUUUGUUCUCAUUGAGAAAUGUCUGUCCGCAACCCCGUCGUGACACGAAUAUACUUUGCUGGGUGGUCAAUCAUAUCACCAUUUUCCAUCAAUUAAGCAGCGAAGAAGAUAAGCCAAUUUGGUUUCUUAUGGAGGACUAUGAUUCAGUCUUGGUUUUUCUUAAUGGCGAAGGUGAAGACAGCCAUCGCAGAGAGGACAUGGGUGUGGCUAACCUGCUGAAUCUUUGCAAAAUUGGAUGGACGGCAGCUCUGCGAGACAUCGAGAGAAACAUCUUCAUAAUGAGAUCAGACAUGGUGGCUCAACAAGAACCCCCACCGGCAGUGCUAUUGUCGACUCUACAGCUAAUGCUCAUUGGCUUAUCAAUUAAUCUCUCAACAAUCGCAGAUAUGACCCAAAUGGCCAAGGGUCCCUGGACUAUGAACUCGCGUGCGGCCAGAAGCUUUGGAAUUAAAGAAGACUUACGCCAUCAACUUGAAAAGCUUGAAUGGAUAUUGAACAGCCACAAAAGGCAGGCAAAUCUUCUUAACGACCAGCUUGUUGAGAUACUGAGCAAGAGAUCAAUCUCUCAGCAAACUACUAUCGCCUUCAGCUCGGCCAAAUUGCAAUAUCUGUCGCAGAACCAUUUCCGAGGGACUGCCUACGUGAUUGUGCUGUUUCUGCCUGGAAUAUUCGUCUCGUCGUUGAUGGCAGCCGGUAUCUUUGGUGACAACCAGGUAUCUUAUCUGGCGAUUUGGCUGGCGUUCGCUCUCCCUUUCACAGCUGUGGCCAUAGGCGUACUCCGAUUUCUCUGGGUCGAGCCGAUUCUGAAAGAGGAGGUAAUGGAGCGCCUUGGUGUGCAGGAGGGACUUUGGACCUGGCUAACAAAGUGGUGGCGGCGAAAACUAAAUCAUGACACAGAAUUCGUGCUCGGGAAGGGCAAAAUGAGUGAACCAACUACCGAUCCUGUGGCUGCAGCCUCACCAGGCCUCGGUUCUGUUUGA